Molecule: messenger RNA, 780 nt
Organism: Raphanus sativus (radish)
Lineage: Eukaryota; Viridiplantae; Streptophyta; Magnoliopsida; Brassicales; Brassicaceae
Product: 60S ribosomal protein L24-2
Exons: 5
Coding region: 126-617 (163 amino acids)
Biological process (GO): cytoplasmic translation
Cellular component (GO): cytosolic large ribosomal subunit
Molecular function (GO): structural constituent of ribosome; mRNA binding
Source: RefSeq, a predicted model, not a curated record
CCAUUACAGAAAGCUAGGGUUCAGACAAACUCAUCAGCCUUAAAUACAAAUCUGUUUAUCUAAAGAUUAGAUUUUUUUUAGGGCUUCCAUUGUAAAACAACUUUCAGCGCGGCGACGGCGGAGCCAUGGUUCUCAAGACUGAGCUUUGCCGAUUCAGUGGACACAAGAUUUACCCAGGCAGGGGUAUCAGAUUCAUCAGAUCUGACUCUCAGGUGUUUUUGUUCAUUAACUCAAAAUGCAAGCACUAUUUUCAUAAUAAGCUGAAGCCUUCCAAGCUUGCAUGGACCACCAUGUACCGUAAACAACACAAGAAGGACGCUGCUCAAGAGGCUGUGAAGAAGAGGAGACGUGCAACCAAGAAGCCUUACUCUAGGUCAAUCGUUGGUGCUACUUUGGAGGUCAUUCAGAAGAAGCGUGCAGAGAAGCCUGAAGUUCGUGAUGCAGCCAGAGAAGCUGCCUUGCGUGACAUUAAGGAGAGAAUCAAGAAGACCAAGGACGAGAAGAAGGCAAAGAAGGCCGAGUUUGCUUCCAAGCAACAAAAAAUCAAGGGCAAUAUCCCCAAGGCUUCAGCCGCACCAAAGGCUGCUAAGUUGGGUGGUGGUGGUGGCAGACGUUGAAUAGAUUAGCCAGCCCUCUUAUUCAUCUCUCUGCACGCACUUAUCUUAAAUUUUUUCCAUUUUUGUUUUUUGUCCACCAGUUUUUGAAGCUUUGCACCAUAUUGACAUAUUGUGUACUCAAAAGAGAUUUUUAUGGAUUAUGAAAUUUAUUUAUGUUUGGUUA